CGGGGCCUAGCUGGAGGUGGGAGGUGCUACCAACGAGACGCGCGGGGUAGAGCGGACCCCUCCGCCCGCCGCCACCAUCGAGGAGCCCGAGCGGCGGCGGCGGCGGCCGGAGGGGCCGGGACGGGCGACCAUGACGUCAGCGAGCACCAAAGUGGGGGAGAUUUUCUCGGCCGCCGGCGCUGCCUUCACUCGGCUGGGGGAGCUGACGAUGCAGCUGCACCCUGGCACCGACACCUCCCCCGCGGGGUCCCGCUGGACGGAGCCGGAGCUGUCCCUGCUCCGGGGGGCCGUGGCCCGUUUUGGGGAGGACCUGAACCGCCUCAGCGCCCUCAUCAAGGACCGCACCGUGGCGCAGCUGAAGGCGGCGGCCAAGCGCAAGGCCUACGAGGACAGCGGGGUCCCCCUGCCCCCCCCCGGCCAUGACUCCCCCAAAAAGGGGCCCAGGAAAGGGGGGGGGGCCACGGGACCCCCCUCCCAGAGCUCAGGGGGGGCCCACGACCCCCCCGGGCCCCCUGGCAAGAAACAGAAGGUGGCAGAGCCCCCUCCAGGUGACCCCGACCCCCCCGGGGACCUCGUGGACGUCGAAGGAUUUGGGGACCCCCCCGCCAAAAAGCUCAACUUUGACCAGGCAGCUUGAAGGUCAAAGCUCCCCCUGGAGUGACCCCCCCUGGAACCCCUAUCAGGACCCCCAAAAUGUGGGAGAGUGCCCAAAAAACUCCUGAGACCCCCCAAAACCCUUCAGAACCCCAAAAUAUGGGGAGGAGACACCCCAAAAACACCUCUGAAGAUCCCUCAAAAUCUCCCAGAUUCCCCAAACCCUCCCCUAGGACCCCGUUUCUCCCCCGGGAUCCCCAAAACCUUGAGGGAGCCCAAAAAACUCCUGGGAUCCCCUCAAAAUCCCCAGGACCCGCCCUGGGACCCCCAAAAUCGUUGGAGCCUCCCCCAAAGCCCCCCUGGACCCUUCAAACAUUGGGGGGGGGUCCCCAAAAGCUUCUGGGGGUCCCUAAAGCCCCCCGGGAGCCCCCAAAUACCCCCCAGACCCCUCCUGGACCCCCAACACCCCCCAGGAGCCCCAAAUCCUCCACGACCCUGAAAACAUGGGGAA
Messenger RNA from Myiozetetes cayanensis, 1105 nucleotides. RefSeq names its product chromosome unknown C17orf49 homolog (gene BACC1). Gene Ontology annotation, cellular component: NURF complex; MLL1 complex. The record is from RefSeq and is a predicted model, not a curated record. NCBI's taxonomy places the organism in Eukaryota, Metazoa, Chordata, Aves, Passeriformes, Tyrannidae.